AUGAUUAUAGAAAUUGAGAUGAUGAAGGAGAGAUUUGCGAAGCUCCUACUCGGCGAGGACAUGUCUGGAGGGGGUAAAGAGGUUUGUACUGCCCUUGUGAGUGUGUAUGGUUCAAACAUGACAAGAACCAACCUGAUAAGAGUUUCUCAGUUGGGAUGUUCUUUACAGACAGUUAAACUCUCCGAAUGUCGAGAUAUCCCUCGCUAUAUGUUCAAUUUCGUAGAAUUUAGCGAAUUGAGGGGCAACUCUGACUACACGAAAUCCUUAUAUGAUAUCAUUGCCGAGGUCAUCAAAAUUGAUGAAGUCGUUAAGUAUGAACGAGAUGGUUUGUUUUGCAAUGACUAUUAA
This is a messenger RNA of Striga asiatica, 348 nucleotides long. The record is from the annotation of a GenBank genome assembly. Lineage: Eukaryota; Viridiplantae; Streptophyta; Magnoliopsida; Lamiales; Orobanchaceae.